This is a messenger RNA of Dermacentor silvarum, 3349 nucleotides long. RefSeq lists its product as uncharacterized. Lineage: Eukaryota; Metazoa; Arthropoda; Arachnida; Ixodida; Ixodidae. The record is from RefSeq and is a predicted model, not a curated record. Bases 371 to 3217 code for a protein of 948 amino acids. The transcript has 8 exons.
CAUCGAAAAAAAAGAAAGUGAACUUAAGUUAACAGGAAUUUAUUUUUUUUUAAUUCUUUGCCGCGAAAACUAAAACGUUUUACGUAUAAAUGAACUCAAGCUUUGCGACUUAUUUUCCUUGCCUUACCUAGCCACAGCGCCACAGGCCAAUGAUGCGCCAGAUGCAUGCGUCAUCCGCCAGACACUCUCCUGAAGCCAGCGAGGACGGCUGCGCGCGCGUUUGAGCGCUCGCCCGCGGCGACCCAUCUGUCCCCCCCCCCCCCCCCCCCCUUUUUUUUUUAAUGUAUCCUUGUUUCUUUGGCUCCCGGCGUAUUCUUGCGUUCCUUUUGCACUGGGACAAGACACCAUUGGACUAUUGAACUACGGCAAGAUGUCCACCUGUAGCGGCUCGUACGGCAGCUACUGUUGUGUACCGUGGUGCCAAAACAACGGAAGAACGCGAAAGAAGCUCGGAACCUGUUUUUUUCGCAUCCCACAAGACGGCCGGUCGACGGCAUGGAUGACAUACUCCCAAAGGGUCGACCUUAUGGAAAAGCCAGCCAGCGUAUUGUACAAGUCAUACAGGAUGUGCAGCGAGCAUUUUACUGCACAAGAUUUCAUGGACCCAGGGCACACGCGGCUCACUAAAACAGCCGUACCUACAGUUUACUCAGGUGCUGUUAAUGUGCCAUCUGUCGGAGCUUUCGUUGCAUCAUUUCAAAACCCUGUCCCAGAAGACCAUCUGGACGAGGCUGUAAGCAUCACCUCCAUAUAUCAAGACCCUGGUGUUCAAGGCUACGGCUAUCCUGCAAAUGAGGAACAAGCUGGCGAGGACGUCUUACAGGAGGCGUGCAAGAAAGGCUCCCUCAUGACAACAAGCGGUGUUGCUGAAGGAAACCUACAAAUGAUGUCUGGCUGCAAUACCCCCGUGAGCGAGCUAGAUGCAACAGACUCCCAAGUGGACAUGUCCGGCAGCAGUUCCACCGGGGCGGAGCAUUGUGCUGUUCAUGGUGAUGUGUCCAAGGUGUCCCCAAGUGCCAGCAGCUUUAUCGAUUCAGCUGCAAGCUCAGUAGGAGGCUUUCCUGUUGCUUGUAGCAGUACAGCAAGGGGCUCUCCGUCAAAAAAAUUUAGGACGACCAUCCAGAGACUACAGUCCAAGGUAGCAAGCUGCCGGCGGACCAUCACACGGUUGCAGAAGAAGCAGAGCAAGCUACCGCCGUCCAUUUCAAAGGCACUAAACAUUAUCCGUCCAUGUGUGACAGAGGAGGUCUUUAAACUUCUCUGUACACACGUUCGCUUGCACCAGAGGGGCAAAGGCAAGCGCUUCCCUGUCUGGCUCAAGAAGUUUGCCUUGCAUUUGAACUUUCGUGGACCACGAGCGUACCGUUUUUUGGCACCAAUUUUCUGUCUGCCUACACAGCGGUCUCUGAGACGGUGGUUAAGUAACGUUCGAAUGUCAGCAGGCGUGAUUCCCGGAGUUAUCGAGAGUAUUUCAGCUAGCACUCACGCAUGGAAUGUGCGCGAUCGAGUGUGCACCCUCAUGUUUGAUGAAAUAGCUUUAAAAAAGAACUUGUCUUAUGAUGCAGGUCAGGAUAUUGUCCAUGGAUUUGUAGAUGAUGGCAUUGAGCGGUCAUCUAAUAUGGCCGACAGAGCCAUGGUUGUGCUUCUGGCUGGUAUUUCAAAGAGAUGGGUACAGCCAGUCGCGUUUACAAUAGGACACAUAUGGACAUCAGCAAGCAUUAUGGAUAAAUUACUCUUCUCGAUCAUUGAGCAACUUAAAGCUGUCAGAAUUACUGUCAAAGCUGUAAUUUGUGACCAAGGUACUUCGAACGUUAGCCUUGCUCAGCAAUUGGGCAUCACUAUUGAGAAACCGUUUUUUGAAGUUCUGGGCGAGCGAGUCUAUUUUAUUUUUGAUGUUCCUCAUCUCAUCAAAACCACGCGGAACAAUAUCCAAGCACAUGAGUUGCUCAUUGGUAAUGAGGUUGUGAAUUGGUCGCAUGUUGAGCACCUCUACAAAUCCACUCAUGAAUUAAGAUUACGACUGGCUCCCAAGCUAACGGAACGCCACAUCUACCAGAAGCCAUUUUCUAACAUGAAAGUCAGCAGAGCAGUACAAGUACUCAGUUCUUCAGUAAGCAUUGCAAUUAUGACAUUGGUUUAUGUAAAUGAGCUUCCUUCUUCAGCUAUAGCUACAGCGAAUUUUUGUGAGCGUAUGGAUAAGCUCUUCGACGCACUCAAUAGCUCCAGCCCCAAAAAAUAUUCUCAGAAGCUCAGGUAUGCAAUUAAAAAGGGUCAAAAUGAACUAGUGAAAUUUCUUCGAGAACAGCUUCUGUGGAUUGCAUCUUGGAAAUUUUCUGCUAAACGUCAGCCCCACACAAUCAUUGGCUGGCAGAUUACAAUUCAAGCAGUCGUCCAACUUUGGGAAGAUCUCUCUGAAAAUUACAACUUUAUUUAUUUACUGACACGUCGGCUCCAGCAGGAUCCGCUGGAAAACAUGUUUGGCCACAUUAGACAAAAGCAAGGAUGCAAUACAAACCCUAAUGUUGCGCAAUUCAUUUCUGGUUUAAAGCAUAUUGUUAUUCAGAAAGCCUUCAAACUCUCCGAACAGGCAAAUGUAGAAGACGAUAAAUCUGAACUCCUUCGCGAAGUUUUGCCUUUUUCUCUCAAUAGAGCAUCUCUGGUUGAUGCAGUCGAAUGGAUUAGGUCUGAUGACUUUCCGUCCCUUGAAGACAUUGCAGAACUCGCAGCAGACAUAAAGUCCCACAUAAUCGAUCAAUCGGCUGCUUAUUACGUGGCAGGCUUCUUGGUCAAAGUAUUUCUUACUAAGUCUGUGGAAGGGUGCACUUGCCAACACCUGUUGCAAGGCGAUGUAAACUGUGUGAGUGGUGAACACCAAUAUUUUACAAUGCUGAAGGCUUAUCACGUACCGAACAAAGUGUUUGGGAAUCUGACUGUGCCAUCACAAAGGGUAUUUGCUUUUGUUCAAGAACUCGAAAACAACUUCCUUGUCGUGGUUGAAGCUACAGCACAUCUCUCAAGUGUCUGCAAUGUUUUGUAUCGCUAUCUGUCUGGUGUUGGGGAAAUGGAAUUUUGUUCUGUUGAAUGUCGGCAGAGGUUUGUGAAAAUGUAUUGCCGGAUACGUUUGUGUUGGCAUGUCAGGUUUGUGAACCGUAAUUUAGAUAAAGUUAGAUUUCACUCAUCUGUUUCUGGCGUGCAGCUUGAAAAGGUUAAAGGUUAAUUUCGGACUUCCUUUGCAACAACGAACAUAUAAUUGCCAUUUCAGCUGUGCUACUGAUCCCUUCAAUAUGAAUAGAUCCCUUCAAAAUGAAUAGCAAUUCGCCAGGGUCCAACUAUUCGCAUUGCAACUGUG